This is a messenger RNA of Eutrema salsugineum, 1199 nucleotides long. Its product is annotated as dehydrodolichyl diphosphate synthase 6. Gene Ontology annotation, cellular component: endoplasmic reticulum. NCBI's taxonomy places the organism in Eukaryota, Viridiplantae, Streptophyta, Magnoliopsida, Brassicales, Brassicaceae. The record is from RefSeq and is a predicted model, not a curated record. The transcript has 2 exons. The coding region runs from base 232 to 1056 and encodes 274 amino acids. Gene Ontology annotation, biological process: polyprenol biosynthetic process.
UUAUUCCCAGUGCGUCUCUCUCAUUCACAGUCACAGCUCUUCGACGAAGAAUUUUGGUCACACCGUCGACGACUUUGUUUAAGAAUCGAUUUUAUCUGUCUUCAAUCAAAUAGUGAACAGAUUCACUUCGGAAAUCUCCCUGGUCUCUUCCCCGGUUCGAUUUACUUUUUCAAGCUAGUCGUUGAUAUCGCUAAUUUCUCAGCAGAGAAUAGUGGAAAGGGGGAAUCCGAAAUGGUUGAACUUCCGGGUCAAAUAAGACGUAUGAGCGGUGGAAUUAGCCAACUGGUCGAGCAGAUUUGCGGGUUUUCAAGAAAAUGUUUAUUCCGAGUCUUAUCUAUGGGUCCUUUGCCGAUUCAUCUCGCCUUUAUCAUGGAUGGAAACCGGAGGUAUGCAAAGAAGCUUGGUCUAGAAGUUGGGUCUGGCCAUAAAGCCGGGUUUCCCGCACUUAUGUCUAUGCUACAAUACUGCUACGAGCUAGGUAUCAAGUAUGUAACGAUAUACGCAUUUAGCAUAGAUAAUUUUAACAGACGUCCUGAAGAAGUUCAGUAUCUAAUGGAGUUGAUGCUUGAAAAGAUCAAGUCUUUGCUUGAGAAAGAGAGCUUUGCGCAUGAGUACGGGAUACGUGUGUAUUUUAUUGGUAACUUGGCGCUUCUAAGUGACCAAGUGAGAGCUGCUGCAGAAGAAGUCAUGAAGGUCACAGCUAAGAAUAGUAAAGUGGUGCUUCUUGUCUGCGUUGCCUAUAACUCGACAGAUGAGAUCUUACAAGCUGUCAAGAAAUCGUGUAUGAACAAGUUAGGUGAUAGGGAUGUAGAGAGAAUACAGUUGGUGGAUAUUGAAGGGAAUAUGCAGAUGAGCGUUGCGCCGGAUCCUGAUAUACUGAUCCGGAGUUCAGGAGAGACGAGGCUGAGCAACUUUCUUCUAUGGCAAACAGGUAAUACUCAGCUCUUCUCUCCGGAUGCUCUGUGGCCUGAGAUUGGCCUGAGGCAUUUGGUCUGGGCUAUAUUGAACUUCCAGAGAAGCCAUUCAUACUUGGAGAAGAAGAAGAAACAGUUGUGAUUGUCCUCAUCUUUUCUUUUGGCUUUUUUGUUUUAAUGUGAUAUGAUGUGAUGUUCUUGUGGUAUAUUAUCAAAAGGAAACUUGGGAUUACAUAGAACAGGCAAUGUAUUUAACACACGAAUAAUGCUCGCUUGAGAUUUUUU